CUUUUUCUCUUAUGGAAGAUUUACUCGAUCUCAACUGGUCAUCUACCACUUCUAAACUAAAAGAUAACAAAAAACAACAAUCGGUUCAAAAAAAGGACGCCUUUGCUGACCUUUUAGCUAUUGGCAGCAAUUCAAAAGAAGAUGAAAAGCCGACACUUUCUUCAUUAGCAGAACAAAAGAGACAUCAGCACCAAGCAUGGGCUACUGCAACUCGUAGUGAGCCCUUAACGCCUACCAAACAUACUCCAUCACAGCUUACCCCUCCUCCUUCUCAGCCUGCUUCAACGCAUUCGAGUAAACCUGUCUCUUUUGACGAUUUACUAAACCCAUUUGGAACUUCAAACAAAUCUAACUCGGGCAAGAGCACGCCUUUGAACCAACUGAGAAAUAAUGCUAAACCAACUACACCUACACCGACUGGGAGUAGUGAACAAUGGAACUUUGAUUUGCUAGAUACACUGCCAGCUGAGAAGAGUAGCAAUACAGUGCCUAUAGGUGACGAUAUUUUUGGUGACCUUACUCAAGAGUCACAGACAGUUUCAGCAAACGGAUCAAGUUAUGUACAGCAUAUAGGGUACGAUGAGGAUAAUCCUCUUGGUAUCUUGGCAGAACCUGUUCAAUCCAUGCCUGUAGACUUUGAAGUAGAUGAACCAAGUGCACAAUUGGAUGAGCCAGAAAUAGUACUAUCACAUCAGGAUACACUCAAGGAAGAAGAAGAAGACGAAAUGCUCGCGAGACUUAUAGAUAUGGGUUUCAGCAUGCAGCAGUCAAAGUUUGCCAUGGAAGCCACAGGUGGUCAUGACUUACAAGCUGCCAUUGACCUAUUAAUGCAAAGUUCUGAACCCGCUCAACGAUAUCAAUCAAGAAUACCAGACAAUAGUCACAACAAUAGACACCAGCCAUCACCUACUGAACAAGCACGUAACGCAUUGUUUACAACAAAAUCCAAUGGCCAACAACAACAACGUCAAGGGGUCGAUGACAUGUUACACGUCCAAACUGAAAAGAUUGUCGGACAAGCGCAAGAAUUGGGCGGCAUGCUAUACAAAAACGCAGCAUCCUUUAUUAAGCUAGGUCGUGAAAGAGUUACAAAGGCAGUUGGGGACUGGCAAGAGCAGCAGCGUGUUCAGCGACUGAAACAAUUGCAAGAACAGCAAAAGGGUCCUGUUCGACCUAAAUGGAUGACAGUAGAGAAUGAGACGGUAGACCUGUCGACAGCGUCAGUUGAAAAAUUCGCUGAUGAUGAUAUGGUGUAUGAAAAAAAGAAGCCAGAACAGCCAGUGAGGAGUGCUUCUGGAACUCCUAAAAUGCGGCAACAGCAACGGCAACCGAGGACACGAGCAUUGAUAGGCGAUGAAGAUGAGUCAGUGUACGUGUCGCCGUCUCGUCGUAAACCAACACCAACAUCGAGCGGCCGAUCUACGCCUCAGUCAGCAAUGGCCGGUAGUGUACGACAAGAAUCUACCGUAUUUGCGCCUAAGCCUAAACAGCGCACACGACCUGUGGUGAACGCGUCAGCUGAUAUCAUUGCCAAAGUGAAGCAAGCGAAAGAACAAGGAAACGAAAAGUACAAGUUAGGACAAUUUGGAGAGGCUGAAGAAGCCUAUACGCGAGCGAUUGAACUACUUCCUGCUGGACAUGAUCAUCAAGUUAUUCUCUGCAAUAACAGAGCUAUGGCUCGUUUAAAGAUUGGCGACUAUAAAAAAUGCAUAGAAGAUUGUGAUCUGGCUAUUACGCUAUGUAAAGAGAGCGGUGAAGGCAGUGAUGUUUCAGAAGGUGUAGCCAUCUCCUGGCGCGAUCAGCUACUGAAAUCACUUAACCGAAAGGCGGAAGCGCUAGAAAAUAUAGAAAGAUACAAGGAUGCGUUGAACGUGUACGAAGAAAUUGUCAAGGUAGAGGGCUCUGGAAAUGUCAAAACCAAUCAAAGUAUGUCUAGAUGCCGACAAGCAUUGAAUCCAAAGCCAACAAGAUCUCCUCCGACAGCAAGAGUUGAAGCACCAGAAAAGAAGCAAGAUUUCAUGUCCAUGUUUGACCCUUCUUCUGCACCAACAGUAAAAGAGCCUACGGUAUCUGCAGAAGAAUUAAGCAAGAGCAAGGCAGUAGCUGAAAUACGAGCAAAGGCAGCUGAAAAGGAAGCGGAAGAUGCUGAGCGUCUGUCAAAGACGGACGAUAUUAAUGCCCGAUUGGUUGCUUGGAAAGCCGGUAAAGAACAAAAUUUAAGAGCUUUACUAGCUACUUUGGAUACUUUAUUAUGGCCUGAAGCACAAUGGAAAGGUGCCCAGAUGAGUGACUUGAUUGAUGUUAAAAAAUGCAAGAUUAUCUAUAUGAAGGCCAUAUCAAAAGUUCACCCUGAUAAGCUUCCAUCCAAUGCUUCAGUUGAACAAAAGAUGUUGGCGAGUGGAAUAUUUGCCACCUUGAACGAGGCCUGGGAUGCAUUCAAACUCCAAUGCUUCUAAACGCAAAUCAUGUUCAUAAAAUAAAUUGACCAAUGAAAACUCUUUUCGAAAG
Rhizopus microsporus ATCC 52813 is the source of this 2508-nucleotide messenger RNA. RefSeq lists its product as uncharacterized. Gene Ontology annotation, molecular function: heat shock protein binding. Gene Ontology annotation, cellular component: mitochondrion; cytosol. The coding region runs from base 12 to 2456 and encodes 814 amino acids. The transcript is spliced from 3 exons. NCBI's taxonomy places the organism in Eukaryota, Fungi, Mucoromycota, Mucoromycetes, Mucorales, Rhizopodaceae. The record is from RefSeq and is a predicted model, not a curated record.